Messenger RNA from Bombina bombina (fire-bellied toad), 5907 nucleotides. RefSeq names its product RNA binding motif single stranded interacting protein 1 (gene RBMS1). The coding region runs from base 463 to 1674 and encodes 403 amino acids. The record is from RefSeq and is a predicted model, not a curated record. NCBI's taxonomy places the organism in Eukaryota, Metazoa, Chordata, Amphibia, Anura, Bombinatoridae. The transcript has 14 exons. Gene Ontology annotation, cellular component: cytosol; ribonucleoprotein complex; nucleus. Gene Ontology annotation, molecular function: poly(U) RNA binding; mRNA 3'-UTR binding; poly(A) binding.
UCAGCCUUUACUGAUGUUUAUUGUGCUGUUCUCAUCCUGUGCAAAUAAAACAAUUUGGAUAAGAACAGAGGGGAGCUUGUGAUGGUGUCUCCCCAUAUACUGGGUUAGUACAACCCUGGUAGGUGGGAUUGGCUCUGCGGGGAAGUCUCUGGCAGAUCAAUGAAUUCACUUUGAUGGCCGGGCUCUCAAUUUGAGCUAAGAGCCAGGGGCAAAGGAGAAAAAAAAGAGUGGCUUUUAUUUCUGCCAACGUUUUUUAUAUUCUAAUAUCUGCUGGAUAUCUGUAAACUUGUGGAAUUCGUGGGAAUCUGUGUCGUGUCCUGGAGAUCUACGAGUUUUCUCAGUGAUUUUUUUUUCUUCCCUGGACUUGUGAAAGUUAUCGCCAAAGUUGCCUUGUAUUGGGGAUUACAGACGGACGCAAUAUAAUAGCAAAAAAGGGUUUCGGUUUUCGGUCUUGAAAUAGGAAUGAUUUUUCCAAGUAGCAGUAACCCUGUGAGAACUCCGUAUAGGAAGCAGCAACCCAUUGUGCCUGCACAUCCUAUGGCUCCUCCCAGCCCCAGCACAACAGGCAGCAACAAUAACAGCAGUAGCAGCAGCAGCAGUUCGGGAUGGGAUCAGUUAAGCAAAACAAACCUCUAUAUCCGUGGACUUCUUCCCAACACCACAGACCAAGACCUAGUGAAACUUUGCCAGCCAUAUGGCAAGAUUGUUUCCACAAAGGCUAUUUUGGAUAAGACAACAAACAAAUGCAAAGGUUACGGAUUCGUAGAUUUUGACAGCCCCGCAGCUGCUCAGAAAGCAGUUUCCGCUCUGAAGGCUACUGGUGUCCAAGCACAGAUGGCAAAGCAACAGGAACAAGAUCCUACCAACCUGUAUAUAUCAAAUUUGCCAUUCUCCAUGGAUGAGCAAGAGCUGGAAAAUAUGUUGAAGCCAUUCGGGCAAGUGAUCUCUACAAGGAUACUCCGGGAUUCUAGCGGUACCAGCCGUGGAGUUGGAUUUGCAAGGAUGGAAUCUACAGAGAAAUGUGAAGCAGUGAUUAGUCAUUUUAAUGGCAAAUUCAUUAAGACGCUACCUGGAGUUUCUGCUCCAGCUGAACCAUUAUUGUGCAAGUUUGCAGACGGAGGGCAAAAGAAGAGACAAAACCAGAACAAAUACGUCCAGAAUGGAAGAGCCUGGCCUAGAGAAGGCGAGGUGAGACUUACCGGAAUGACACUUACAUAUGACCCCACCACUGCUGCUAUUCAAAAUGGGUAUGUCAGAAGGUUUUAUCCUUCACCAUACAGCAUAGCAACAAACAGAAUGAUUACCCAAACAUCUAUCACACCAUACAUCGCUUCUCCAGUAUCAACAUACCAGGUACAGAGUCCCUCCUGGAUGCAGCCUCCACCCUACAUCAUGCAGCACCCUGGUGCCGUGUUAACUCCUUCCAUGGAGCACACUAUGUCACUACAGCCCGCAUCCAUGAUCAGUCCCCUGGCGCAGCAGAUGAGUCAUCUUUCAUUAAGCAGCAGUGGAACGUACAUGCCCACCACCACAGCUAUGCAAGGAACUUAUAUCCCACAAUAUACACACGUUCAAACAGCUGCUGUUUCAGUCGAGGAACCCUCUGGUCAACAACAAGUGACAGUAGAAACAUCUAGUGAUCAUUCUCCAUAUACUUAUCAACAAAACAAAUAACUCUAAGAUGGUGUCGUGACCUUGCUUUCAGAAUCAAGGAGGCUGAAACAAUCAUGGAUUUUUUUCUGAUCAAUUGUGCUUUAUGAAUUGACAGUUUUGCACAGGUUCUUGGAGAAAAGAAAAACAUUAUUUAUAACGAAAUCAACACAAACUAUUUUUGCUAUAAGUUCUAUGUGGUGCAUAAAAAAAAAAAAUCCUUCAACUCAUCUAGUGGGCUGUUCCCCUGAACAGGUUUAUUUUAUUACGAAAAUUUUUAUCAAGUUCUAGAACACAAAACAAAAAAAAGGAAAACAGACUACGAGUUUAUUUCUGAAUAUGCACAGGUGACAUUUUGGAAGAAUUCACUUGCAUUACAGAAAAAUUUGUAUUUUCUUUUUUCUUUUUUUUUUAAGAUUUUUUUUUUUUUUAAUUUACUUUUUUAAUUUGUACAAACUUGUUUUUGUUUUCACUUUUUAAGAAUUUGUGUUUCCCAAAAGUUAACCAUUAUGCUGACAUAGAGUUCAGUGUUGCAUUGCAAAGCAAUGUCUUGCUGGGCUAUCUACCAUCAAAAUGGCUAAAACAAAAUGGCAUCUUUUGCGAUGUCUAUGCUUGCAGAGUGUGUGUUGCUGUAGUGCAGUGUUACCCUUUCCGUCAUUUUUUUCUCGUAGUGUGAAGUGUCUUAUCUUUUUUCAAUGAAUUCCAAUUUGCCUUAAACUUUCAAUGCUGUAGUUUUUUUCAAGUAAUUAGUAAAACAUAAAUUUAGAAUGCUUUGGCCAGGUAAACUGGUCAGUGAUGCCUUGUAAAACAGCAAGCAUAGGGCUUUUAGAAAAUAAAAUGCUGAAAAUCUGGCUUUUUUUAAUGUGUAAUAGGUGUUUUUAAUGAUUUUUUUUCACAUAAUCUGUAUGGUAGUAAAAUGCAGUGGGUGGGUGGUAGUGGGAAAAUGUUUUGUGUGAAACACAUUUUCUGAUGGGGAUGUUUUAAUAGAAAUGAUUGUUUGUAAGGCCUUAUGCCAAUAAUUUGCUCUGGUAGUUUAAGCGAUUUUAGGAAAUCUGCUGUAACAUGCAAUGUAAAAACUUUUUUUGCCUUUUUUUCUUCCUAACUAACUUGAUGUUUUAGUGUAUGUAGAAUAUAGGAAACAUGGGAUAGGGGAUUUGUUUAUGAAUGUUUUUGUUGUUGUUUUUUUUUGCAUUUCUUUAUAUGAUUAAUAAUUAGUGCUUUAGAUAAUUGAUUGUGCUCAAACCUAGCAAACAGAAAAGAGCUGUUACAGCAACAUGGCAAAAAGCUAAAGAUCUGUAAAACAUGAAUAAGCUGAGAUAACUGCAAUGUUCAGUACGUUGGGUACUAGCUCUAUAUUAAAUAUUAAAAAAUAAAAAAGCUAAAAAUGAUACUUGGCACUUUUAAAGGUAACUUUACCAAAGAACAAAGAGCCAGUAACCAAUCAGAUAAAUCUCAGCUUUUUAAGAUUUCUAUACUUUGUUUUUGCCGGACCAGUUUGCGGUUAGGAGAAUGUGCCUUUUUUUGUACAUUUGCAUUUUUUUUGUUUUAUAGUUUUAAUAAUUGUAUGGACACAAUAUAAAAGCAUGAAGGAAGACUUGGAUCCAAGCAGUGCCACACUUCACAUCGUCACUACAAGUAUUAAUUGUAAAGAAUAAAAAAACACCUUUUUUUUUUUUUUGAAACUAUGAAAUUCCUGAUUGAGCAAAUACACCAUUUUUAGUUACCUAUUUUUUAUAUACAUAUUUUUUUUGUAACACGUGAGAUCAAUCACUGCUCUUUAUUAUGGCUAUUUUUUAUUCUAAUCACAUAUGUAAAAGAAAAUUAUGUUGUCUUCCAGAACUGUGUACUCGCCUGGCCUCGUCAGCAGUGUGUGAUCAGUUAUCUACCUCAAAGUUUUAUUUCCUUUUUUAAUGGGACAGGUUGCAGGACCUCCCUGUUUCCACUGACCAAAUCUUCCUAGCUGGAGCUAGGCAAACAGUUUUAUUAUAUAUUUUUUUAUUUUGUUUCAUUUUUUUCCAAAUAUUUCUAAUAUUCAAACAGCACGUGUGUAUUUGAGUAUAGGUGGCAGUGACAUUUCAUAGUUUCAAAAGUAAUUGCUGCUCUGAGUUUAGAUUCUAGUAAAAUACAUAUUCAUAAAAACUGUUUUUUGCUUUUUUUUUUUUUUGGCAGAGGAAGAGACAAAGUUGUGGUAUAAUUGGUUCAAUGCUCCCUAGGAUUGAAUUGCUUUAGUUAAAAAUACCUUUUGCUGCUUGAAGAAUUUUGGUUAUUGUGAAUUCAGUGCUGGGUCUUUUAGCAGUAAAGAGGUAAACUUUUAGACUGUUUGCACAGACAAGGAAUCGUUUGUAAAUCCAAGCUUUUACAACAGUUAACUCUCAAUUAUGUCUUUUUAAAGAGACGCUGUGAUGUCUAAUGGCAGGCUCAAUUUAACAUUCUAACACACGUGUGUGUUUAUAUGUGUGUGUGUGUAUAUAUGUAUAUAUAUAUAUAUAUAUAUAUAUAUAUAUUUAUACACAAAGUUCAAAGUAAAGCGCACUCUCACCUUUUCCACAUCUGCCAGGGUGCCAACAGUUUAAAUAUAGAAAAGUAAUGGAAGCACUCGCUGGUCCUUUUCAAUUCUGUGAUUUUAUUAAUGUGACGUUUUGGGGACACACUCCCCUUCCUGUCUAAGGAAAGGGAGUGUCCCCCCAAAAUGUCACAUUAAUAAAAUCACAGAAUUGAAAAGGACCAGCGAGUGCUUCCAUUACUUUGCUAUAUAUAUAUUUAUGGGAAACAAAACUAAAUACAAUUUCAUAAUGCAUUUUAAAAACUUUUCAAUUUACUUCUGUUUAUUCUUUUGGUAUCCUUUGUUGAAAGCAUACCUAGGUAGGCUCAAGACUGUUUGUGGCAACAAUGUUUAUGCUACACUUUGUUGCAAACACUGCUACCAUGCCUAUCUCAGUAUGUUCUUUAUCUAUUUGGAUUAUGAAACUUUAAAGGGACACAAAACCCUUUUUUUUUUCUUUCAUGAUUCAGAUAGAGCAUACAAUUUUAAACAACUUUCCAAUUUAGACUUUUUUGUUUAAUUUGCUUCAUUCUAUUGGCGUCUUUUGAUGAAAGAGCAGCAGCACUACUUGGAGCUAGCAGAGCACAUCUGGUGAGCCAAUGAUAAGAGACCUAUAUGUGCAUUCACUAAUCAGCAUCUAGCUCCCAGUAGUGCAUUGCUGCUCCUGAGCCUACCUAGGUAUGCUUUUCAACAAAAGAUAAGAGAACAAAGCAAAUUAGAUAAUAGACGUAAUUUGGAAAGUUCUUUAAAACUGCAUACUCUAUCUGACUCUUGAAAACAAUUGACUUUCUUGCUGCUAGUUGCAACAAAAAUCUCUAAAAGUCUAUGGUAUUUUUUUGUUAAUACUAAGGGGCCGAUUUAUCAUCGGUCAUCGCUCAGCGGAUCAUGUCCGACAGACAUUGAUGAAUGCCGACAGCAUACGCUGUCGGCAUUUAUCAUUGCACAAGCAGUUCUUGUGAACUGCUUGUGCUAUGCCGCCUCCUGCAGAUUCGCGGUCAAUCAGCCGAUCAUAUAGGAUGGGGCGCAUUGAUGUCCGCAGCCUCAGAGCAGGCGGACAAGUUAUGGAGCAGCGGUCUUUAGACCGCUGCUUCAUAACUGAUGUUUCCAGCGAGCCUGAAGGCUCACGCAGAAACAGGGGCAUCAAGCUCCAUUCGAAGCUUGAUAAUUUAGCCCCUAAGAAUUAUGAUUACAUCUGGAAUGGGAAGAAGACAAAUAUUUAUCAAUGCAAGUCUUGAGGACAUGACGGCGUCCAUCUGACUAGUCAAUGUUUUCCACCAUUAACUUCCAAAGGGGACAUCAAAUCACAGCUGCAGAUACCUAAAUUCUGUGCCAUACUGUACUUUGUGUCUGGUUAAGCAUAGCCUCUGUACAUAAAGAAAUAAUCAGUUACUUAAACAUCACAUAGUAGACAGCCAUUAAAUUAUAAGAAAUUAAUUUAUGAAGAAAGACCUUUUUGUACAGAUUGAGAAAAAAAAAGAUUUUCAUAGAGAUAUCUAUAUGAGCAAGAGAGUUAAUUUUUUUAUUUUUGUUUUACUAGUGCCACAAACUUGCCAGUGGUAAAUUAUUUGUCCGGUAAGAAAAAAAAUCAGUAGUUAUGUUUAUAGAACGUUAACACCAAAAUAUGUUUUUGAACUGUAAAUUUGAUUAGAAUGUUAGCUUUUUUUUCUGUUUUUGUUUCUUUUGAAAACUUUUGAAUAAAAAAGAUCAGAAAGUAA